AAGCGUACGGAUAACACAGGAUAGCGAUUGGCCCCUUCUCGUUUCGGAGAUGCGGCGCUAUCCACUGCAUAUCAACGUCGCCCUCACCGUCGUGUUACUGGCGAUGUGUGCAACCGUCGUGCGGGCCGGCAAACGAGAGAGGGAGAUCUGGUAUGAAACGGCAACGCGAGCGAUCGAGACGCGGAUCAGAGAGGCAGCGAGUACCAGCGUCAGCGGCACGACGCUGCCGACUGGGAUAGCACGUGGUGUCGUCCUCUUCGUCGGCGACGGCAUGGGAAUGAGUACUCUCACAGCAGCGAGGAUUCUCGCAGGUCAGCGUCACGGAAACCCGGGUGAAGAGACCCAACUUGCGUGGGAGAGCUUCCCGGCAGUAGCGUUGGCGCGGUUGCACAAGUCGAAUGCAGUUUCGCUUUUAGGAUAA
Trachymyrmex septentrionalis is the source of this 421-nucleotide messenger RNA. Its product is annotated as alkaline phosphatase, tissue-nonspecific isozyme-like. NCBI's taxonomy places the organism in Eukaryota, Metazoa, Arthropoda, Insecta, Hymenoptera, Formicidae. Gene Ontology annotation, molecular function: alkaline phosphatase activity. The transcript has 3 exons. Gene Ontology annotation, biological process: dephosphorylation. Bases 50 to 421 code for a protein of 123 amino acids. The record is from RefSeq and is a predicted model, not a curated record.